CUACUGUACUGACUGUCUGCAUGACUGAGAUCUUCAACUUCGACAUUCAAAACUUCAACUUCGACAUUCCUUCACUUCCAAAUCCUGAGCACCAACACCGGAAGCCUUCACAGAUUUGAAUAUCAGCAAUCGCUGCAGUGUGAUGGCUUAUCUAAGGAACUGGAGGAAGCGUACUGCUGAAGUCCUUGCACUGGCUGACUUGAGUGAAGAGGAUGGAAUGCUGGAGAGUGUGGAUGAGGAGGUAUUUUCACCUUCAUUGUUACCUGAUCACUCAGAUAUUGAAUACUCAGAUGUGGUGUGGUCUGACUCAGACACCCAAAUUCUGUCCGAUGAGUCCUCAGAAGAAACUGUUCCUGAUCUGGGUGAGGAGCUUGCAGCCUGGGCCACCAGGAACAGCUGCAAGCGAACUGCUCUUAAUGAGAUGUUAGAGAUCCUAAGGCGACAAGGACAUCGGCUCCCAAAGGAUUCCCGAACACUGUUGCAAACACCAAAGAAAGUGGUAACAGUUGAAAAAUGUGGUGGACACUAUGCCUACUUUGGUGUUGCUUCUGGCAUAUUAAAUGUUUUGUCUCAGCAUCCAGGAAUCGUUGAGCACCUACAUUUGUGCUUUAACAUUGAUGGUGUGCCACUGUUUAAAUCUUCCAACUUGCAAAUGUGGCCCAUACUCUGCAACUUUGACAACUUUGUUCCUUUCAUUGUGGCCAUCUACUGUGGAGGUUCUAAACCAAAUUCAGUGGAGGACUACUUAAGUGACUUCCUCCAGGAGUUGCAGCAGUUGCAGGAAGAUGGCGUUGUUCAUGGAGGCGAAGCAAUUUCACUGUCUGUGAAAGCAUUCAUAUGUGAUGCUCCUGCCAGGGCAUUCUUGAAGUGCAUCAAGAACCACAACAGUUACCAUUCUUGUGAGCGAUGCACUAUCAGAGGCACUUAUGACGGAAGGGUUGUUCUUGGGGCCAAAGAACCAGAUGCAGUUCCAAGGACUGAAGACUGUUUCACUCAGUUGGUGUAUGAUUAUCAUCAAGUUAAGAUAUCCCCACUGUCUGUUGCUGGAAUCUCGUGCAUCCAUGGGUUUUCCUUGGACUACAUGCACUUGGUGUGUUUGGGUGUGGUUCGGAGAAUGUUGCAUUUCAUGAAGCAAGGGCCAAAUACAUGCAAAUUGUCAUUUCAACAAAGGAGCAGGAUUUCAGAUCAUCUGAAAUCAUUGAAUGGAAAGUUGCCAAGGGAGUUUUCUCGCCAGCCAAGGGGUUUGCAGGAACUUGACAGGUGGAAGGCAACCGAAUUCAGACAGUUCCUUCUUUACACAGGACCAGUAGUUUUGAGGGAUGUUCUUGCGCCUACUGUCUACAAGCAUUUUCUUGCACUCACAGUCGUCAUGUCAAUUCUGUUAAACUCUGAUGAUGUGCUGCGGAAUGAGUAUUUAGGGUAUGCCAGAGAUUUGACUGUGUACUUUGUUGAAAAGUCUGAAGAGAUUUAUGGAAAAACCUUUGCUGUGUACAAUGUACACUCGCUGACCCACCUGCCAGACAAUGUUGAGCAUUUCCAGUGUUCCCUGAACAAUGUUUCAAGCUUUCCAUUUGAAAAUUACCUCUGGACACUGAAGAAAAUGGUCAGGCAAAGUCGAAAUCCUAUCGCUCAGGUUGCCAAACGCUUAACAGAGCUGGAGAAGUCAACGACACACAGAGGUGUAGCUGUAGCCAAAGAGAUGUUCACUUGUGUAUCUACCACAUUAAGGGAUGGCUGUUUCCUUCUGGACAACAAGGAUUUUGCCUUUGUGAAGGAAAAACGUUCAGACGGCUCUUUGGUUUGUGAUGUGAUACAACAUAAUGAUACAGAGAGUUUCUUUGAUGACCCCUGUGAUUCCAGACUACUCAACAUCGUUCGUGUUAGAGACCUCAGCAGAGCAAAGCGCCAACUGAUCACGAGGCACAAGUUACACCGUAAAGUUGUCUGCCUGCCACUCCGCCGUGAGGCAACCAACUCAGGGUAUGUUCUAUUUCCAAUGCUACAUGGAGUAGAACGAAGUUGAACUGUACGUCUCCACCACCACUGGACUGCCACCUGCCUCAGCCUUCACCACUGAACUGCCACCUGCUACACCUAUAGGUCCCACCGCCAUUGGGCUGCCUCCUGCCUGAGUCUUCACCACACUGCUACCACCUGCCACUCACUCUGCCACCACCACCACGUCAUGGUUCCAGGUCUAGCACCACGGAAACACCAGGUCCAGAGCCACCACCACCAAUAGACUGCUUCAGCCUCCACCACACUGCUACCACCUGCUACUCACUCUGCCUCUACCACACUGCUGCCACCAGCCACUCACUCUGCCUCCACUGCCGAACUGGGCCACCAGGAACAGCUACAAACGAACUGCACUUAACCUGCCACUCACUCAGCCACCGCCGAGUUACCACCUGCUACACCUUUAGCCCCCUCCAUCAUUGGGCUGCCUUCAACCCCCAGAUUCCCAGUUCCACAUUGAAAUG
Messenger RNA from Alosa sapidissima (American shad), 2483 nucleotides. RefSeq lists its product as uncharacterized. Lineage: Eukaryota; Metazoa; Chordata; Actinopteri; Clupeiformes; Clupeidae. Bases 143 to 2023 code for a protein of 626 amino acids. The transcript is spliced from 3 exons. The record is from RefSeq and is a predicted model, not a curated record.